This is a messenger RNA of Frankliniella occidentalis (western flower thrips), 992 nucleotides long. RefSeq lists its product as uncharacterized. The coding region runs from base 96 to 707 and encodes 203 amino acids. NCBI's taxonomy places the organism in Eukaryota, Metazoa, Arthropoda, Insecta, Thysanoptera, Thripidae. The transcript is spliced from 7 exons. The record is from RefSeq and is a predicted model, not a curated record.
UAGAUCACGUGCCUGAUACUCCUCUGAACGAGGUAGAGGUAUUUACUCAAGUAAUCGAUCUAAGUGACACUGAGGAGUGUGGAAAGGUCACAAACAUGGAAGCAGUCAAGGACUUUGCGUCAAUUACAUCCAAAAUUAAACGGGGUCCAUCACUAUCUCUCAAUAAGUCGUCUUCUAUUCCAUUUGGGAAAGCGCGAGCAGGAAAAGCUCUGCAAACCAUCGGCUCAGAUGCCGAGGUGCCAGUGAGCAAUGUUCCUGAGCCAAAAAAGAAAAAAUCACUGCAAGAAGUGAAGGAGUGCAUGAAGACAAACUUUGGUGCCAGCACCAGCAAAGAAUCACCAAAAAAAAUGGGAAACAGGCCAACCUCAAGCACGCCCAAAGUAUCCCUAAAUGUGGCUGGGAAAGAGGAUCCUCAAUUGGCAUCCCCGUCCAAAAAGGAUAAAAGGGUUCUUUCAUCUGACGAGGAGGAGGAAUUUGUAGAUAAUGACGAGCUGGUUGUAAAUUUCAGACCAUUCGUUGAACAUGAAAAAAAGCUGGAGGCAGCCAAACAGUUACCCCGAAAAAAAGUCAAGAAGGAUUUAAUUUGGGAAAUGUAUGAUGAUCUCGAAAGGCAGAACGUGCAGCUGAAGAGUGAAGUAAGGAAGCUAAAGACAAUGCUGAAGAAGCGGAAUGGUGGAAAAGUAUUAAGUGAGGAUGAGAGUGACUAAUAUGGUUGUGGCACUUCAAUCUGUAACCACUUUGUCUUACAAUCAUGUGAUGUACAAUGUAAAAUUUUGAAAGGGGUAAUUUUAUAAGUGCGAGUGAAUUUGUAAAUCUGUAGUCCCUUGAUUCUUAAACUAUAGUUUGUUUUAAAUAAUUUGACACAUAGUUUUGAAAUUUAGAAAUAGAAGUGCUGAUUGUUUUGUACAAGUGUAUUUUUGUAAAUGUGUAUUACUCCUGUAAGUGUUUUUUUAAAAUGUUUGUCCUAACAUAUAAAUAUAUAUGUUAUAUUA